AUGGUACCAAAUUCACAUUCAACAUCAACAAUAUUUUUUUCAUCAUCAUCAUGUCCACCAUCACCAACAUUAAAUUCAACAUCAUCAAAACAAUAUUUAAGUCAUUUAACGAAUAUUGUUUAUGAAAAUAAUUUAAAUAAAAAAAAUAAAGUUGAAAGUAAAAAUCCAUUUAUUUUACAUCCAUCAGAAUAUCAAGGAUAUGUAGAAUAUCUUCAACGUAAUACAGACCAAUUAUUAGAUAUAUUAAAAGAUCAUACAAUUUCAAGCGGAAAUCAUUAUUACAUAUUAUUUUCAAAAAAUAUAAUUGAACAUUAUUCAAAUGAUAUAGUUGUAUUAGACCAUUCAAUAAUUGGUAUUAAAAAAUUAAAAAUUGUAAAAUCAUUCAUUCUUAAAGAAUAUACAAAUAUAAUCUAUAUAAAUUUCAUUCCAAAAGAACAAAAAUCACAAGAAUAUUUCAUUAAAAUUGAAGUUGAUUAUAAUUUUAAAAUUAAAAUUGACGGUUUACUACCAAAUGGAAUCUAUGAAUUGGAUUUAGGUGAUACAUAUAAUGAGCCGUUGUUGACCAAUUGUAAAACUAUACCAAGUUCAGUUAAAAUUUUAAAAAUUGGAUAUUCAUAUAAUAAUCCAAUUCAUAAUAAUAGAUUACCAAUUGAUUUGAUAUCAUUAGAUUGUGGAUUUAGUUUUAAUCAAAAAAUACCAUCUGGAAUAUUUUCAAAUAGUUUAACAACAUUAAGAUUUGGUAAUAAUUUUUCAAAUCCAAUUUCAAAGGGAUCAGUACCAUCAUCAGUUAAAUAUAUUCAAUUUGGUGAGAAAUUCGACCAAAAAACUAAUUUCCCACUAUUACCCCCAUCAAUCACAUCAAUUGAAUGUUUUUAUAAACAACCUAUAAUCUCCCCGGAUUCCACAAAUCUAUGCGAAAUUGAAUCUGAAAUUAAUAUUGAUAAUGAUUCAUUUCCUGAUCAAUCUCCAUAUUGGUUAUAUGGUCAUUUAUUAUCAUCAUCAUCAUCAUCAUCAUCAUCAUCAUCAUCAUCAUCAUCAUCUAUUAAAAGAUUAAAACUAUGUGGUAAACAUUACUCAUCAUUCACUAUAAAUCCAUUUAAAGAUUCAUUUCCAUGGUUAAAUUUAGAACGAGUAGAAUUUAGUUCGGAAUUUGAUACUUUAAUCGAAGCUGGUACAUUACCACCAAAAUUAAAAUACUUAAAAUUCGGUUACUCAUUUGAUAGGCCAAUAGUUGUUGGUUCAUUACCAUCAACUUUGGAAACCCUUAAAUUUGGUGAAAAAUUCAAUCAAACAAUCUCAAAAAACUCAAUUCCAAACUCUGUAAAAAAGUUAAUAUUUGGCUCAAGAUAUAAUUGUGAAAUAUUAGCUUCAAAUUUACCACCAAAUUUAGAGGUUUUAGAUUUAGGUUUAUCCUAUUCUUUUAAUUUAUCUCAAAAUUCAAUUCCUAAAAAAUUAAAAAUACUAUAUUUAAAUCAUUCUUUUAAUCAUUUCAUAAUUGAUAUUUUACCAAAUUCAAUUAAAGAAUUAUAUUUUUCAAAGAAAUCUCAAAAUUUAUUAGAACCUUUAAAAAAAUCACGUUUAUUAUAUCAACAAUUAUUAAUUGAACAACAACAACAACAACAACAACAACAACAACAACAACAACAACAACAACAACAACAACAACAACAACAACAACAACAACAACAACAACAACAACAAAUUCAACAAAUUCAACAAAUUAAACAAAAUCAACAACCACAUAUAAAUUCAAACAAUGAGGAUUUUCUAAUAAAAUCCAGUGUAAUAUUAUAA
Dictyostelium discoideum AX4 is the source of this 1794-nucleotide messenger RNA. RefSeq lists its product as hypothetical. The transcript has a single exon. Lineage: Eukaryota; Evosea; Eumycetozoa; Dictyosteliales; Dictyosteliaceae. The record is from RefSeq and is a predicted model, not a curated record. Bases 1 to 1794 code for a protein of 597 amino acids.